Molecule: messenger RNA, 8203 nt
Organism: Ostrea edulis (European flat oyster)
Lineage: Eukaryota; Metazoa; Mollusca; Bivalvia; Ostreida; Ostreidae
Exons: 44
Coding region: 1397-7183 (1928 amino acids)
Molecular function (GO): glutamate synthase (NADH) activity; FMN binding; iron-sulfur cluster binding
Source: RefSeq, a predicted model, not a curated record
GUGGACAGAGAUGAAAUGGAGAAGGUCAAGGUCGUUUUCACGCAGAUGGCAGAGGACUUCCACCUCAAGGUGUUUGCCUGGAGGAGUGUACCAGUGGACAGUACACAGAUAGGACGGGUUGCUAUGACAACAGAACCAGCCAUAUUACAGGUAAAUUAAUUAGAUCCUCUGGGUGGAAAUGUUCUAAAGAUAUUUACCUGACAAUAUUAUAAUUGAUUUCAUAGCGUUAAUAAUCAGCAAACAACAUCUGUAUCCCAUUUUAUUAGACAGGAUAUGUUAACAGCAACACAGACACGUACACACUUUGGCUGAAUUUGAGAAUUUGGGACUUUUUUUUUUUAAAGAAUUUGUAUUGUUGAAUUCAAAUACCAGUAGACUCCUAUGAUCUGAUGUCAGUGUUGAGACGUACAGCAAAAUAGUUUGGUACCAAAAUAUAAAUUUACUUUAUGGCUGUAGAGUUUGGAAAUCUGGUUCAUGGUCCAAUUUUUGUUCUCGAUCAUUAAAAGAAAGUAACAUUUUUAGAAUAUUGUAACUUGAGGAGAAAAAAAUGCAGUCGGGAGGUAUAUGUAAGUUACUAUGUUGGUUGACAUAUACUUGCUAGACUACAGUGGCAAUUCAUGAUGAUUGAUCAGUGAGGAAAAUAAAACUGUAAUUCAUACAAUCAUGGGUUGGAUGUUGAUAUCCUAAAACUAAGAUCACAGAUAGAAUUUCUCUCUGAUAAACAUGACACUGCAUCUAAAUCAGAUCUCUCCAGCAAAAAAGAAAGUAAAUAAUGAGAAAUAUAGAAACUAGUUAACAUUUUAUAGGAAUUUAAUGUAUAUUACAAUUCAAUCACUAGUCAGUUCAACUGUUGCUUUAUCUAGUACAUACAAUUAUCUUCUUUUUGUAGCUCUUAAUGGCUACUGAAUCGAUCGAUUAGUUUUCCUUGAGCAAACAAAGAAUCAAUUUCCUGACAAAAUGAUUUAGUGAGAUAUGCUGGUAUUCAUCAAAAAGCAUAGAUUGCUUUGGUCAGACGCGUCAGAGGUGUCUGUUCUGUGUACUUGUCUGUGUUGUUGGUAUGAGCUCGAGUCUGUUAUACAGUACUUUAACAGUUACCUAGUCACAGAGUACAAAGCUUUGGUUUCAAACUUUAGUUUUACCAUCACACAUACACACGAACACACAGAAAAUUAGGAAUAUUCCAAUUAUAUACAAGACUGUGAAUUCUUGAAUAUUUUAGUUUAUCACAUGAAUGUUUCUUAAUACCUUCUUUUGCGAUGUUUUACUAUGUUUAUCCCACUCAUUGAUAUAGAAAAAAAUUAUACAUUUAUCUACCAAUAAGUUGUAACAAAAGCAUAAGUCAUGCCAUGCUUUAACCAAUGUUUAUAUUCUAGGCAAAAGAAAUAUAGUUCCCAUAAUGCCUCAUUCAAAAUGGUUUUGUGUCCAGGUGUUUGUGACAGGAAGUGGCAACAAGGAGAAAUUUCAACGCCAGGUAUACCUGUUGAGGAAGUUCAGUUCUCACAACAUCCCCAAAGAAAAUCUCCGCUACUACAUCUGUACCUUAUCCACCGAGACUGUGGUCUACAAAGGUCAGCUGAACCCACAGCAGUUAUGGCAUUAUUUCCCAGAUCUUGCGGACCCCGAGUACGAAACUCACAUCGCUCUCGUCCACAGUCGCUUCUCCACCAACACGUUCCCCAGCUGGGAAAGGUCACAUCCCAAAAGAAUGCUGGCCCAUAAUGGGGAGAUAAAUACUCUCCGUGGAAAUGUAAACCUGAUGCGGGCUCGGGAGGGUGUCAUGCACAGUGCAGUUUAUGGGGACGAGCUAAAGAAGCUGUAUCCAGUGGUGGAGGAGGGGAUGACGGACUCGGGUUGUGUGGACAAUGUCCUAGAAUUUCUUUGUAUGGCUGGAGGACGUGAGCUUCCGGAGGCGAUUAUGACCAUGGUUCCCGAGGCCUGGCAGAACGACAAGAACAUGUCUGCUGAGAAGAAGGCUUUCUAUCACUGGAGCGCCUUUGCUAUGGAACCCUGGGACGGACCAGCUCUUUUGACGUUCUGUGAUGGUCGCUAUGUCGGUGGCAUCUUAGACAGGAAUGGCCUGCGGCCUUCACGAUUCUAUGUCACCAAGGACAACAUCAUGUACAUGGCUAGUGAAGUGGGCGUGAUCGACCUUCCCACUGCUGACGUCGUACAGAAGGGUCGGUUGAAGCCAGGUCGGAUGUUGUUGGUUGACACGGAGACAAAAUCUUUCAUGAGGGACGAUGUGAUCAAGAACCACCUGGCAGGACUCCGACCUGUAUCCAAGUGGCUUCAGGAACAGACCGUGUCCAUUGAAGAGAUGAAAAGGUCAUGUGACCCAGCAUCGUUAGCCCUGCCCACUUUCCAACUCCAUGAGACUCGACACGAAAGCUGGCUACAGAAAGAUCCCAGAGUCCCCUUGUUUGGUUACUCUAUGGAGAUCAUUAACAUGUUGGUGCUGCCUAUGGUCAAAGACAGGAAGGAAGCGCUAGGAUCUAUGGGAAAUGACGCCCCCCUGGCCUGCCUGUCUCAGUUUAACCCGCUGAUCUUUGAUUACUUCAAGCAAUGCUUCGCCCAGGUCACCAAUCCCCCCAUUGAUCCCUUCCGGGAGAAGAUUGUCAUGUCUCUGGCAUGCCCAGUGGGACCCGAGGCCAAUAUUUUGGAGCCGAGCGAAGCGCAGUGUCAGAGACUGUGGUUGGAACAACCCAUUCUCUCUCUGACUGACCUCCAGGUGCUGAAGGCCAUCAAUUACAGGGGAUGGAAGAGUAAGGUGAUCGACAUCGUAUUUCCGUUGGAGGCGGGUGGUGACGGUCUCAUUCCGGCUCUGAAGAGUGUUUGUCAGCAGGCCGCUGAAGCUGCUGACGAGGGAUACAAACUGGUCAUUCUGUCUGACCGCAAAGUGGGCCCUGGAACAGUGCCCAUACCGUCGCUGCUGGCGGGAGGUGCAGUCCACCAUCACCUGAUAGAGCAAAAGCUGCGACUUAAAGUGGGCAUCAUCUUAGAAACCGGAGAGGCCAGAGAGGUUCAUCACAUCUGUACUCUGCUGGGUUACGGAGUGGACGCAGUUUGUCCUUACCUUGUGUACGAGACUGUGUCUCGCCUCAGAGAAAACGGCUUGCUGAACCCCCCGCUGUCCGACGAGGAGGUGUUUGACAGCUACCAGGCUGCCUGUGCUCGGGGAAUCUCCAAGGUCAUGGCCAAAAUGGGAAUCUCCACGCUACAUAGUUACAAGGGGGCGCAGAUCUUUGAGGCCCUAGGGCUUCAUGAAGAGGUGGUCAACAUGUGCUUCAGGGGAACAGCAUCUCGGAUUGGAGGAGUCACCUUCAAAGAGCUUGCUAAAGAGGUGAUGAAUCGUCAUGCUCUAGCCUACACAGAGGAGGAUGUGGACCAGUAUGUUGUAAUGAACCCUGGACUGUACCACUGGAGGGACGGGGGUGAACAGCAUAUGAAUGAUCCACUCUCUGUUGCUAACUUACAGGAUGCUGCCAAAAAUAACAGCCAGACGGCAUUUGGAAAGUUCUCUGAGUCUGCGUGGAGGAGUGCAAUGAAGUGUUCCCUUCGAGGUCAACUGGAGGUCACUGGUGGUGUCGGACCUAUUGAUGUGUCAGAAGUGGAACCUGCCAAGGAGAUUGUCAAACGAUUCUGUACAGGUGCCAUGAGUUUUGGCAGUAUCUCGAUCGAAGCCCAUACCAGCUUAGCCAUCGCAAUGAAUCGGAUCGGUGGAAAGUCCAAUACUGGGGAGGGAGGCGAGAACGCAGACCGAUAUCUCAAUGAGGACCCACAGUUCAACAAGAGGUCCAAGAUCAAACAGGUGGCGUCGGGAAGGUUUGGGGUGACCAGCUCGUAUCUGACAAACGCUGAUGAGCUCCAGAUUAAAAUGGCCCAGGGGGCCAAACCUGGGGAGGGAGGAGAACUCCCGGGACACAAGGUGUCACAGGACAUUGCCAAAACCCGCCAUUCUAUCCCCGGGGUGGGGCUGAUCAGUCCUCCCCCUCACCACGAUAUCUACUCCAUAGAGGACCUGGCAGAGUUAAUUUACGACUUGAAGUCUUCCAACCCUGACGCUAGGAUCAGUGUAAAACUGGUGUCCGAGGCCGGGGUAGGAAUCAUCGCCUCCGGAGUGGCUAAGGGUAAAGCAGAACACAUUACAAUCUCCGGACAUGACGGGGGAACUGGGGCCAGUUCAUGGACAGGGAUCAAAAACGCAGGGUUACCAUGGGAACUGGGUAUUGCCGAGACCCACCAAGUCUUAGUGAUGAAUGACCUCAGGUCACGGGUCGUGUUGCAGGCAGAUGGACAGAUUCGGACAGGUCGUGAUGUGGUGAUCGCCGCUAUGCUUGGAGCGGACGAGUUUGGGUUUUCUACAGCCCCUUUGAUUACACUUGGUUGUACCAUGAUGAGAAAAUGUCAUCUUAACACUUGUCCUGUUGGCAUAGCAACACAAGAUCCGGUACUAAGAGCCAAAUUUGCUGGUAAACCCGAGUACGUGGUGAAUUAUCUAUUCCUGUUGGCUGAGGAGAUUCGAGAAAUUCUGGCCAAACUCGGACGAAGAAGUUUACAGGAAGUGAUUGGAUGUACAGAACUCCUGAAGUUCUCCCCGGAUCCGCAAAACCACAAAGCCAGUCUGCUGGACUUCAAACAGAUUCUGACUGAUGCCCAGACCAUCCGGCCAAACACAAAUAUUGUGGGGGGCAGCGUGGGCCAGAUAUUUGACCUUCACAAGAGACUGGAUUUUAAAGUUUUAGAGUCAUGUCGUGAUGUAAUUGAUGGUAAGCAAAAGAGCGUGACGUUGGAUUUGAAGAUCUGUAAUGAAGACCGGACGUUUGGGUCCACUCUCAGUUACUACAUAUCAAAGAAGACUGUGGAGGAUGGCCUUCCUGAGGGCAGCAUCAACAUCAACCUGAAGGGGUCAGGUGGUCAGAGUUUGUGUGCCUUUCUGGCCCGGGGAGUUCAUGUCACCCUGGAAGGUGAUUCUAAUGACUAUGUCGGCAAGGGCUUAUCUGGAGGCGAGAUUGUCAUCUUUCCACCCAAGGACGCGACGUUUAACUCUGUGGAUAAUGUCAUUGUGGGUAAUGUUGUGUUGUAUGGUGCCACGUCAGGAAAGGCAUUCUUUCGUGGACAGACGGCUGAGAGAUUCUGUGUCAGGAACUCGGGAGCUACAGCAGUGUCAGAGGGCUGUGGGGAUCACGGGUGUGAGUACAUGACUGGUGGACGGGUCGUGAUUAUUGGACUGACCGGAAGAAACUUUGCGGCCGGAAUGUCGGGUGGUUUGGCCUUUGUCUAUGAUAAAGAUCGUCGGUUUGACUCCAUGUGCAACCAGACCUCAGUUGAUCUGGAGAGUUUAGAGUUAGAUGAAGACUGUGAAUUUAUACAGAAUCUGCUGAAAGAAUUCCAUGAAAAGACUGGAUCAGUUCGCGCUCAAGACAUCUUACAGAACUGGGCCCAGGAAAAACAAUUCUUUGUCAAGGUUUUCCCUCGAGAAUAUCGUCGUGCUCUGACAGAAUUAGCAGAGGAGGAGGCAGCCAAGAAAAAUGUCGGUAUUCUAAACAGUGUCAUCAACGGCGAAACAAACAGUAACAGAGAAAAAGAUGACACCAUUGAAUCCGUUGCAAAGAAUCAGAAGGCGGGGGUAGUGGACAUUGAGGAAGCAAUCCCCAAUGCCACACAGAAUCAGAAAAAUCUGGAAAAACUUGACAAACUUAGGGGCUUUAUGAAGUACAGUCGGGCCAGCUACCAAUAUCGAGACGCCAAAGUCAGACAAAAAGACUGGAAGGAAAUCUACAACCACAAGGUGGUCAAAGACGGACUCAAAGUCCAGGCUGCCAGGUGUAUGGAUUGUGGUGUCCCCUUCUGUCAGUCACAUGAUGGUUGUCCCCUCAGUAACAUCAUACCGAAGUGGAACGAUCUCAUCUUCAGGGACAAUUGGAAGGAGGCCCUAAACCAGCUUUUACAGACCAACAAUUUCCCAGAAUUCACUGGGAGAGUGUGCCCCGCGCCAUGUGAGGGAGCCUGUGUGUUGGGUAUUAAUUCUCCAGCAGUGACAAUUAAAAACAUCGAAUGUGCCAUCAUUGACCACGCUUUUGAGAUGGGCUGGAUCAAACCAGAGCCACCAAUGGAGCGCUCAGGGAAAAAGGUGGCAGUGAUCGGGAGUGGCCCAGCGGGAUUGGCGACAGCUGCUCAGCUCAAUAAGGCAGGGCACAAAGUAACAGUGUAUGAAAGAAAUGAGAGAGUAGGUGGCUUGCUGAGAUACGGAAUUCCCACUAUGAAGCUGGAGAAGGAUGUGGUACAACGAAGAGUGGACCUGAUGAAAGAAGAAGGGAUCUCAUUUGUCUGUGGACAGGAAGUGGGCAAAGAUCUGUCAGCUUUGGAAAUUCUAGAGGAGAGUGACGCCAUGGUCCUAGCUCUGGGCGCCACCUAUCCCCGGGAUCUACCCAUACCAGGCAGGAACCUGAAUGGGAUUCACUUUGCCAUGAGUUUCCUGGAGACCUGGCAGAAAGUGCAGCAAGGAAACGAGAUGGAGUACCUUAAACUGUACGCAAAGGACAAAGACGUCGUCAUUAUAGGGGGUGGGGACACUGGCUGUGAUUGUAUAGCUACCUCACUGAGACAGGGAGCUAAGAGUAUUACAAGUUUUGAGAUUCUCCCCCCUCCCCCUCCUACGCGUGCUUCCAGCAAUCCUUGGCCCACUUGGCCUCGAGUCUUUAAGCUGGACUAUGGACACGAAGAGGUCAAGCUUAAGUAUGGGAAGGAUCCUCGGAUCUUUAACAUCAAGAGCACGGAGUUUGUGGACGAUGGUCAAGGAAAUGUGAAUGGAAUAAAAACAAUGAAAGUGGAAUGGACAAAGGACGAGGCUGGCCGUUGGAACAUGGCCGACGUACCAGGUUCCGAGGUGUUUAUAAAGUGUGAUUUAGUCCUGCUAGCAAUGGGAUUCUUGGGACCAGAGAAAAAGAUCGUGGAUGAACUGAAAGCUAAGCUUGACCCCCGUGGAAAUCUGGAGACCCCCCGGAACAAGUACUCUACAAGUAUUCCGCGUGUGUAUGCUGCUGGGGAUUGUAGACGGGGUCAGUCAUUAGUGGUGUGGGCAAUCUCUGAAGGUCGACAGGCAGCCCGACAAGUGGACCUUGACCUUAUGGGAUCCACCGGUUUAGCUGGACCAGGAGGGAUUGUGUACCAGCCAGAGCAGUGACAGAAACAUGGAAAAAUACUGAGCUGGGAGGACAAACAGAAGAGUGGGAGAAAGGGAGAUCACUCACUGUUACAUACAGAAUCUCAGAACUGUGGAGUUUAGAAAACUAAGAUGCAAACAAGAGAAAAAAAUUCAUAGAAUGAAAAUCAUUUCUCAUAGUGUAAGGGUAUUUAAUCAAAGAGAAUCUCAUCAACAUCGUUAAAGGUUUUUGUAAGCUGUGUGAAUAGGGAGGAUCUCAGGAUUAAUGGAGAUUAUCUUUAAUGUUGCCUACAAAGCAUGUCAUUGGGUCUGAUUUUCUCUGUACAGUACAGCACAAUAGUUGAUUGUUACUUAUCCUGAUUUUUUUCCAUACGGUUGAGCACAAUAGUUAAGCACUUCUUGCUCUGAUUUCUCUAUACAGUAUAGCACAAUAUUUAUACAAAAUGUUAGUACUAUUUUAUCUGAUUUCUCUGUACAGUACAUUACAAUAAUGUUAUGCUUCUUGUUGGUGUAUAUUUACAAUGUUAGUGUUGCUAAAAUCUUAGCUGAUCCAGAAGUGAAGAUGACUAUUUCUUUAUCAGAACCUACCCCUCAUGCAUUUGUUUAUCUGUGUGUAAUUUGUAAUACUAUACCACAGUAGUCUCCCCUGGAUCUGUUAAUUGACAAAGAAGAAGUGAUCUACAAGAGGACUGCUAUUUUUAUGGCUGUUUCAGAAUGGCAAUUAUGGGUUCCAGUUUUUAGUUUUAUGAUUUUAUGGUGAACUAAAAAGUAACACACCAGUUGUUUAUUAUCAUCUCUUAUCAUGUUGAAUACCACAGAAAAAGAGAUUUAAUAGUCAAGGUUCAAAUUCCUAGCCUUGUUAUUUCUGAACACUGUGUUAUUGUUAAACAAAGAACAGAAAAAAAGUUGUUGAAAUAAUGUAAAUAAACACUGUGUAUAAUCAUUGAUAUAUUGUUACGAGGUUGUUGUAUUAUGGCUAAUAUCAAACUUAGGAGAUGUGAAUGUUUUCUGUUUGUGCAUAAUAAAAUUGUGACAUUUGUG